AUAAACUCUUUGAACUCUAAUUCCACCUUAAGAAUGCAAUCAACAAUGAAGAUGUUUGGCAUCAUCCUGAUGGUUAUCUUCUCUGUGUCCUGUGGUCCUUCUGCUCCUCAGAUGAAAACAAGAGAGGUUGCAGAAAGAACACACAAAUGUUCCCUGGUCCGUGGUACAUGCAAGUCUGAAUGUAACAGUUGGGAGUAUAAAUAUAACUACUGUCACACUGAGCCCUGCUGUGUGGUGCGAGAAUACAAAAGAAUGGAGAAAUUAUUGAGUACUCCCAAAUAUACAACUUAAAGUAUGAAUUGUAAAUCUAAUACAUGAUUGAAACUAUACAAAUUACUAAUAAAAUUGGAUUUUUAAGUUUG
This is a messenger RNA of Mus musculus (house mouse), 362 nucleotides long. It is a transcript of the gene Defb18, whose product is annotated as defensin beta 18. The transcript is spliced from 2 exons. The record is from RefSeq and is marked validated. The coding region runs from base 34 to 291 and encodes 85 amino acids. NCBI's taxonomy places the organism in Eukaryota, Metazoa, Chordata, Mammalia, Rodentia, Muridae. Gene Ontology annotation, cellular component: extracellular region. Gene Ontology annotation, biological process: innate immune response.